Messenger RNA from Podarcis muralis (Common wall lizard), 678 nucleotides. The record is from RefSeq and is a predicted model, not a curated record. NCBI's taxonomy places the organism in Eukaryota, Metazoa, Chordata, Lepidosauria, Squamata, Lacertidae.
CUUCUCGACAUGGGCUCUGGAACAGUCAAAGUGAAGGCCACUCAGAGGAAAGCGAAUGAUGGAGAAUGGUAUCACGUUGAUAUUCAGAGAGAUGGCAGAUCAGGCACCAUAUCGGUGAACAGCAGACGGACACCCUUCACUGCUAGCGGGGAGAGUGAGAUCUUGGAUCUGGAAGGGGACAUGUAUCUGGGCGGACUGCCUGAAAACCGGGCAGGCCUCGUCCUCCCUACUGAGCUCUGGACAGCCAUGUUGAACUAUGGCUAUGUGGGCUGCAUCCGAGAUCUCUUCAUCGAUGGGCGGAGCAAGAACAUCCGGCAGCUGGCGGAACAGCAGAACGCUGCCGGGGUCAAAUCAUCCUGCAGUCGGCACAACACCAAGCAGUGCGACAGCUAUCCCUGUAAGAACAAUGCUGUUUGCAAAGAUGGCUGGAACCGCUUCAUCUGUGACUGCACUGGCACUGGCUACUGGGGGAGAACGUGUGAGCGGGAACUCAAUAGUUCUAUGAUCUUUGGCAAGGACUACACAGAGAUGCCAUUUGUGAACCUGCAAUGCCUGCUAUUGGAGUUUUAUGAUGAGCUCCUUUUCUUCAGCACUGACCACCAGGUGCGGAGGACAGAGGCUCCAGUCGCUGCAACAGGUCCUGGCAUGAAAAUUUCCUCCAAACGUAUCUCCUCGUAA